AACAUAGCGUAUUUCACUUGUGCAAGCGGUUAAAUGUCUGCUACAGUUCAUGGUCGAGACUAAGGUCGAGAGGGAUAUUUCCUUACUUUGUAUCUGUAUGUAGAGUAGGCUACGCUAUUUAUUUAUCUAUUAUUAAUGAUAGAUUGUCCGUAGAAUUGCAAGAUUGGUGAGUUUAUCUCCAUCAAAUCAGAGAUCAUGAACGACUUCUUCGUCACUUGUUUAUCGCAACAACCAAGGCAACACAUCGUUUUAUCGCAGUUAUUUCUGUCCAUUACCUUCAGUCCAUUACCUUUCCAUUCAGGCAUACUUUCUUUCAUUCGUUUGCGUUGCGCAUACGAAUAGAAGACUAUGCAGCUCUACUCUAAACUAAUAUUUGAGAUCAUUAAAAUGCCUUAUCAGUCAUUCAAUUUGUAAGAAAGGUCACAGUGAUCUCAUCAUGAUGUGAGAAAACAGUGUGCAGCUAUUGUGCUUCACCGUACGUCACGUUCAAACGUUGGAUCAUUGUUUUAUUGGCAGUAGGCUAGUUAUAUAGGCUUUAGGCCAGGUUGGUUGCUUUCUACUGAAGAAUGCAAAGUGUUUGUUUCGCAUUGUAAAAUAACGCAAACAACUAAGUGUUCCAUCAACAAACAAUGCAUUCUUGUUUGACCGGUACUCCAUGGAUUCUGCUUGCUUUCAUGAUGUUCUGCAGCCACCUCCUAUCUCAAAUCUCCGUCACAAUGCUGAGAAGGGGGGUUAUCACCCAGAGCGUCUGUAAGAAUGUCACCCUCUACCUCAACCAAGCUGGGCUGUCGCCUGCCUCUAGCGCGCAGACCCCUGCGGACCCUCUACCCACCAAGCCCCUGUUAUUGAUGCUCCCAUGGCUGGGCUCUCGACCUCAUGCUGUUGCCAAGUACUGCGAAACAUACUUCCGCCUGGGCUUUGACGUGCUGAUGGUGCAGAGCAAUGUGACAGAUUUCCUCUGGCCACGGUGGGGAUUGGAAAACACUGAGAGGCUAUUGGAUCUGCUGCAUACUGAUCGCUUUGUGUCGCGCCCACUACUGGUGCACGCCUUCUCCAUUGGCUGUUACACUUUCUCUCAGAUGCUGGUGCACGUUUCCCAAAAUCCAGAGAAAUACGAGGCCUUCCCUGGCAGGAUUAAAGGUCAUGUUUACGACAGCGCUGUAGUGGGAUCAGUGGAGAAGAUGGCUAAAGGUUUAGGCAUAACCGUGUUCCCCCACUGCGAGAAGUUGGUGACCAAAGCAAGCCUUUUAUACUUCAGCGCCUUCAAGCGCCAAACGGUGGAUCACUUCAACAGGGGCAUCGAGGUGUUCAAGAGCACGCCGGUGCGGGCUCCCGUCCUGUUCUUCUUCUGUGAAAACGACCCGCUGAGUGACCACUUGGCCGUGGAAGAAGUACUGGACUUGUGGCGCAAGCGUGGCAUGGACGUGACGGGCAAGAGCUGGGAGGAUUCGACCCACGCAGGCCACCUCAGGAGGCAUCCUCAGGAAUACCAGCUGGUUCUCGACAACUUCCUGUACUCUCUCAAGCUCAGCGCCCUGCAGUCCAGGAUGUAGUCCAGGAUGUAGUCCAGGAUGUAUUACAGGAUGUAGUCCAGGAUGUAGCUCUGUGUGGACGUUUUGGAGCUCCGACAGCAACAGGGUUGUCUGUAUUUUUUUGCCCCAAUAAAUACCAACUAUCUUUCAUGGCAUGUUCUUGAAAGAAGAAUAUGCAUUUGCAAAAGUCUGUUUAGAGGUUACUUAAAUAAAUGUAGUGGUGACUAACAGCCACGAAGUGUGAUCAUGUCCAUUUUCUAGAGGGGUUUCCUGUGUCUACUUUUUUAGAGGAACAUCCCUUUUGUAUGCAAAAGCUUGCUGUGGCUCUCCGGUCUGGCAAAUAGGAUUUUUUUGGGUUGGGCAUUCAUGUGAUGGCCUUAACCAAAAAUAUUUUUAAUAGGAACUGUUGUAAAUGUACUGUUUCUUAAUGCUACUUGUUUACUUUCUUUGUUUUCAAGGCCUAUGUGUUUUGUUUUUUAAUUUUUUUGGUUUAUAACCCUUGAAAACUAAACAAGCGGGUCCAGCCCUUUUCAUAAAUGGGUUAUUAAUAUAUUUGGUACUAUGUCAAGAAUUUAGCAGAAUGUAAGUCCAUGCUAGGUCCUCCCCUGGCCUGCUAUAGGGAGCCACUGCAAUAAAAUAUCGGCUAUUGACAUUGUCUCUAAUGUUAUAUGAUCAUUUAAUUGCUUGUCAUUUGCAUACAAAAUAUAAUAUAUAUUUAAGAAUAUUGUGAUUGACACGAUUGCUUUUAAGAUAUCCCAUUUGACGGACAGAAAAUACUUGUUGUGCUACCAGACAUUGGUAUUGAUGUAUUCCAUUUUAACCGUCUUCAUCAUGAUUGACCUGACAUGACUGAGUCAUCCGUUCAAUUACAUUAUUACUUUAAAAAUGCAUUUCUAUGAAACUAAUUCUUGAGCUUGCAAAAUGAGUGGGGUACCAAAGGAUAAAGGAUUAUCUCGGAAUGGUAACUUUGUAGAGAGAGAGAGAGUGAGAGAGAGAGAGAGAGAGAGAGAGAGAGAGAGAGAGAGAGAGAGAGAUAGAAAAAAAACAGUGAGUGAGGGAGAGUGAGAGCCAACUGGAAGUUGUUGUGGAUGGUUCCCAUAUCGAAAUAAAUAAAACAAUGACCCUCAAUUCCAAUCAGCUUCACUCAGUGCUGGGAUAUUCCCAAAUAUUUGGAACCACUCAUAAUCCUAAAAGAGACCUAGAGGAUAUGUAAUUGUAUCGAUAAGGGGUGAAUGAUAUAAAGAAGACUCCUGUGUAAGAGUUAUGGGUGUUGGGGAAAAAGUCGAAGUUCAUGUCAAAAUAGCUUCCAAAUUCCAAAAUACAAUAUAAUAAAACAAAUGUCCCU
Molecule: messenger RNA, 2877 nt
Organism: Gadus morhua (Atlantic cod)
Lineage: Eukaryota; Metazoa; Chordata; Actinopteri; Gadiformes; Gadidae
Exons: 3
Coding region: 630-1553 (307 amino acids)
Molecular function (GO): serine hydrolase activity
Source: RefSeq, a predicted model, not a curated record